CUUUUAUGGUGACUUCAGCUUUCAGUGACUUGAAUAUAAAUUUGUAAAUUUUAACUAUGGAUGAUUUAGCUGCAAGGAGAGAAGCCAGACGACGAAAGAUCCUCGAAAAUUCCGAAAGUAGAUUAAAGAAAAUAACUAGCGUGGAAUGCAGAACUACAACGUCCGAACUUGAUGGCAAAUCUUUCACCGAGGCAAGGGAGAGGUCUUUGACGGCAGAACACUCUUCUAACAUUGAAGGCAAUGAUUUGGGAGGAUUACUGGAAUCUCAAUCGACCGAGAAACAUUUAGAAACAAUAUUUCAGAAUCCCAGGGUUUUCAGCGAUGAUGAUUCUAUAUCUCAAGUACCACCUAUAGCAGUGAAAAAGAACUUUCAACGUUUGUAUAUAAUAAUCCUUCCCUUGUUAACGAACUUGGUAUUCAUCCUUUUCGAUUUAUUGAACAUACAGAAAGACUUCAUGAAUCUAAAUAAAAUAUUCUUACCUCUUAUAGGAUACAAGAUUUACGAAUUUAUAUUUUUGUCUUCUAACAUCGAUUUUACGAAUAGUUUUAUAUCAUCUAUUAUCGUAUUAUCUAAUAGGCGAUAUUUAAGGCGAAUGAACAAGAUCAUAAGUUAUUGUGUGGUAUUUAUUCAAGAUGUUAUGAUUUAUUUCUUUGUAUUCAUGUUGUGUCAAUUUUCUAUCAGAGUAAUUUUUUAUAUUUUUUAGUUUUGUAAUUUUCGUAAAUUUGUUCUAAAUAAAUUAUUUUUUCGUA
Phyllotreta striolata is the source of this 750-nucleotide messenger RNA. The record is from the annotation of a GenBank genome assembly. NCBI's taxonomy places the organism in Eukaryota, Metazoa, Arthropoda, Insecta, Coleoptera, Chrysomelidae.